CUCUCUCUCUCUGUGCGUCCAAACCCAGAAAGCGAAAACAUCCAACUUUUUGCUGUCGACUUCUCAAUAAUAUAUCACAGCUAAGAAAACCCAUUUUAAGCUUUGAAUAUCCGUUUCCCAGAUCAGAUUUUGGUUCUUGAGCGUCGAGAAAAUGAAGGGAAUUAUGAAGGGAAAGUUACUAAAGAAGCUCAAAUCGAUUCGACCCAUUGGGUAUCUGAAACCAGAUCGAAUUCUUCAAGUAUAUGCAGCGCCAGAUGGGAAUGUUGAGUCUCAUCCGGAGAAUCCAAGCCUCAAGGCUCAGACCGAGUUGAUUUGCAAAGAAAUGGGGCCAAAGAAGGUCGUACAGAGCGGUCUGGUAGUGGAAGAGCCUGAAGUUGUCGAUGUGGCGGAGCUUAUGAGAGACCUCGAAGAUGAAGAUAUGGAUUUUGACGAAGAUAUCGAAAACAAAGAGAACAUCGGCCCACCAAAAUCUGAGAAUUCGCUGAAAUCGGAGCCCGAAUUUCGGCAGAACAGAGCAUCGGAAGCAUCGGAAUCUAGGCCUAGUGAUUGUAGACAAAAACCUUUGUCGGAGAUUGACAUCUCGUCUUUUCGGCGGCCGGAAUUGAACUCCGGAAGCCUCUUCGACCCGAACCUACUCGCCGCCUUUGAGCAAGCGGUGAAAGAGCAUAUGCGAAUCAGUGAAGCAGAGAGAAGAGGCAGAACAGAGCAAGAGAGCCUUGAACAGAAUGAGGAAGAAGAGCCGCCAUCGAAAGCACGUCGCGUUGAGGACGACCUCGAUGAAGAAAACCCUCUCUUCGCCUUCGAAGAGAAGUGCCCGCCGGGAGGCACCGACGCGGUAAUCCUCUACACGACGACGCUGCGAGGGAUAAGGAAGACGUUCGAGGAGUGUAAUAGCAUUCGCUUUCUUUUGGAGAGUUUUCGGGUGCUUUUUUUCGAGAGGGACGUGUCGAUGCACAUGGAGUUCAAGGACGAGUUGUGGAGGGUUUUAGAUGGAACAGUAAAACCACUUCCGCCGAGGCUUUUCAUAAAGGGGAGAUACAUCGGCGGAGCGGAAGAGGUUUUGGUGCUACACGAGCAAGGGAAGCUCAGGCCGCUCUUUCAAGGAAUUCCAAUAAAUCAGUCCGAUACUGCCUGCCAAGGGUGUGCCGGAUUUCGGUUUGUGCUCUGUUUCAACUGCAAUGGAAGCCACAGAGUGGUUGCCGAUGAUGGAAAGUCCAAUAAGUGCGAGGUGUGCAAUGAGAAUGGGUUAAUUAUAUGCCCCUACUGCUGCUGAAAACAGCAUCAAAGACUCUUAUUUCUUGUGUACUUAUUACAAUUGAGUUCUUUUCUUACUUCAUUUUUGUAAUUUCUUUUUCUUUGGGUUGUCAUGAACAUUCUUUACAUUCUUUUGUGAUGCUUGGAGCUUUGGAAUAUAAUAUAUAUACAUAUGAACAUUCUUUGUUUGCAUGUGCUAA
This is a messenger RNA of Alnus glutinosa, 1454 nucleotides long. RefSeq lists its product as uncharacterized. The transcript has a single exon. Bases 152 to 1273 code for a protein of 373 amino acids. The record is from RefSeq and is a predicted model, not a curated record. NCBI's taxonomy places the organism in Eukaryota, Viridiplantae, Streptophyta, Magnoliopsida, Fagales, Betulaceae.